CCACGGCUCGCCCCCCCACCGCCUUAUUCGGGUCGAGACCCCUGGCCCCCCAGCCCCACCGUCCGAGGAGCGGGUGUCUGGACCUCCCGCCAGCAGCGACAGGUUGGCAAUUCUAGAAGAUUAUGCGGACCCGUUUGAUGUUCAGGAGACUGGUGAAGGCCCAGCAGGAACUUCAGGAGCCCCAGACAAGGUCCCAGAAAAUGAUGGCUACAUGGAGCCCUAUGAGGCCCAAAAGAUGAUGGCUGAGAUUCGGGGCUCCAAGGAGACAGCAGCUCAGCCCCUGCCUCUGUAUGACACACCCUAUGAGCCAGAGGAGGAGGGGGCCACCCCGGAGGGUGAGGGGGCCCCCUGGCCCCGGGAAUCCCGCCUGCCGGAGGAUGACGAGAGGCCCCCUGAGGAGUAUGACCAGCCCUGGGAGUGGAAGAAGGAGCGCAUUUCCAAAGCCUUUGCCGUUGACAUUAAGGUCAUCAAAGACCUCCCUUGGCCUCCACCGGUGGGACAGCUGGACAGCAGCCCCUCCCUGCCCGACGGGGACAGGGACAUCUCCGGUCCAGCCUCACCCCUCCCCGAGCCCAGCCUGGAGGACAGCAGCGCCCAGUUUGAAGGAUCUGAGAAGAGCUGCCUGUCACCUGGCCGGGAGGAGAAGGGGCGGCUACCUCCCCGACUCUCUGCAGGGAACCCCAAGUCAUCCAAGCCCCUAAGUGUGGAGCCCAGCAGCCCCCUGGGGGAGUGGACAGACCCAGCACUGCCUCUGGAAAACCAGGUCUGGUACCAUGGGGCCAUCAGUCGAACAGAUGCCGAGAACCUGCUCCGGCUCUGCAAAGAGGCCAGCUACCUGGUGCGCAACAGUGAGACCAGCAAGAAUGACUUCUCCCUGUCCCUCAAGAGCAGUCAGGGCUUCAUGCACAUGAAGUUGUCCCGGACCAAGGAACACAAGUACGUGCUGGGCCAGAACAGCCCGCCCUUCAGCAGCGUCCCUGAAAUCGUGCACCACUACGCCAGUCGCAAGCUGCCCAUUAAGGGGGCUGAGCACAUGUCCCUGCUCUACCCCGUGGCCAUCCGGACUCUGUAGAUCUGAGGCCGGGGUACUGUGACAGAUUUGGACCCAGUCCUGUGCCGGUCCCCUGGCUGAGGGCUGUCGUCCUACCGGGGACAUGAGCUCCCAAGCCCUUCUUCCCCUUUCCUGGGAUCGAGUGGAAGCCAGAGAUUCUUUAAUUUAUUCUAAAGGGAAAAGGCUACUGGGGCCUUGGAGUUAGAGGUGGUUUGGAGCUGAGGAGAGAGGAAUCCUUGGGGAGAAAGGAUAGUCCCUGGAGGACGGGGGCUUCAGAACCGCGGGUCUCCUAAGUUUAAGAAUAGCAGCUCCAGCCCCUUUCCGCCCCUAGGGCGACCCCCCUCCCCACCACCGUCUUCUCCCUGGGUCGGUGCGGGGUGGAGCAGGACGUGGACCCGCGGGGCGCCCUGACCAGCUCUCCGUCCCCACCCCCAAACCACCCGCGGGCUCCGCCGAGUCUGGUGCGGGGUUUGGGGAAGGCAGACCCCUGGGAUGGAGAUGGCAUUGGGGCGGGGAGAGGAGGGGAAGAGCUCCGGCCAAAGGGAACGUGUGCGGUCCCGGGGCUGCCCCGGCUCCCCGCCAGAGGCAAUAAAUAAACCAGUCCUGCCAGGCACAGCGGCGUCCACUCCUCCAGCGCCGCCCCCAGGGGUAACGGGGUGGGGAGCGGCGAAGCGAGCACAGAUCUGUUUAUAAAUCAGCUCUAGAGCAGACACAGGCCGGCUGCGAAAAGCGCUUUCGAAGCAUCAAGUUCCUUCCUUUGACGAGAUGUCAAAACAUCCCCCACCGCCUCCGCCCCGGCUGGGGGCCCCCAGUAGCCAGCCCGCCGCGCGGCGCCCCCUCCCCGCCGCGCCGAGGAGCGCGGCUCCCCAGGAGCGCGUCCAAUUUCCUGCCUACAGCCAUUUGUCUGGGAGGAGGGGAGCCGCGGAGAGACAAAGAGGCAGCGCGCCAGGCGCGGGGAGAGGGGCGGCCCUGCCACGCGGAAGCCGCGCGCCCGCGGAGCCGCGAAAGCUGGCGCAGCCGACUGCGUUUCCUUUCCAGAGGAAAUGGGGGCCUGCCGCGCCUCCCCCAUGCCGUGAAGGGCGGGAUCAGACCCGGGGACCUGCAGCCUGCGGGACUGGGCCUGGACCUCCCUUCGGCUGUCGCUCUCGGCCGAGGGAGGCGGGGGCAGGGCAGCCUCGCGCGCCCUCUGCUGGCCGUGUCCCUAACUGCGGACCCAGGGCACGGGACCACACCCACCGGUGGCCUGGCCUGCGCCCCUGCGCUCGGCCACAGCUGGAACCCGCCGCGGCCUGUGGGCCCAGCGCCAGGGAAUAUCCACUGGGCGGUCAGGUGGAGCUGCUCUCAAGUCACGCCUGUCACUCCCUCUCGCUCUCACUGGCAACCUGAACAGAAUCUCCCUGUUGAGCUGAACAUAAACCCUGGGGGGGGGUGGGGGGGGCGAAGGGGCUGCCCUAGGAGGGCAGUCGGAUAACUUCCUCUAGAACCUAAAUCUGCAACUCACAAGUGUGGUGUGACUCAUAAGAUUUUGGGUUUUCUAAUCCAGUGGAUAUUUUAUCAAAAUCGGGGAUAUGUGAUCUGACAAAUGUUGGAAUUCUGUGAGGGACAAUAAAAAGGAUCACUUGAAA
Molecule: messenger RNA, 2676 nt
Organism: Pteropus alecto (black flying fox)
Lineage: Eukaryota; Metazoa; Chordata; Mammalia; Chiroptera; Pteropodidae
Gene: SHF
Product: Src homology 2 domain containing F
Exons: 7
Coding region: 212-1072 (286 amino acids)
Molecular function (GO): phosphotyrosine residue binding
Source: RefSeq, a predicted model, not a curated record